ACCUCAAACUGUCACUGUCAAACCAAAACUUUGUUUUUGUUAUGGUUGAAGAAAAUUUCCAAAAAGAAAUCCGUAAAGAUUAGGACUGAAAUGAAGUAAAAAUAAUGAACUUCUCCGGGAUAAUCAAGCUAAACAAACGGGCCUACUGUGUGCUAUUCCUUCUCGCUGUCGUAUUUGUGUAUUUGCAAUUUUUCAAAGCAGCAACCAGCGAAAAUGUUAGCUUGUUUUAUAUGCUGGAAGUUGCGAUUCACGCGGCCCAAGCCGGCGGCAGCCUGGUAGUUUCAACGCGAAACAAUCUAAAGAUCCAUUCGAAAGGCAAAACGGCCGAAGGAAAAGAUGAUAGCGUAACAAGUGCAGACUAUUUCAGCCACUGUGCCAUGCUCGGCAUCAUAACAAGGGCUUUGCCCCAAGUGACGCUAAUUUCUGAGGAAAACGGCAUUAAUUGUAAAAAGGAAUCGGCAGCCCAAACGUACAAUCAACCAUUAAAUCUGCAGUUUGAUUAUCCAGCGGCGUAUGUAGAGGCAAGCGACGUUACAAUAUGGAUAGAUCCUUUGGAUGCUACCGUGGAAUAUACAGAAAAGUUGUAUCAAUACGUGACCACGAUGGUGUGUGUGGCCGUAAACGGUAAGCCGAUUAUUGGGGUAAUCCAUCAACCGUUCAAUGAGUCAACUUCUUGGGCUGUGGUGGGUUUUGGACAUUCGGCCAAUCUUAACGAGAAGGUACAUGGGACGGAUUCGAACUUGCCAAAAAUCAUCAUAUCACGGUCACACAGUGGAACUAUAGAGCAAACAUUGAAAACAAAGUUUAAGGAUUUUAAACUGAUAGUUGCCGCUGGCGCAGGGUACAAAGCCUUAAGAGUCGCAGACAAUACGGCGGAUGCUUACUUGCACAGCACGGCGAUCAAAAAGUGGGAUAUUUGCGCUGGAAAUGCUAUUCUGAGCGCUUUGGGCGGAAAAAUGACUACCAAACACGGACAAACACUGACGUAUUACAACGACACUAAUGUGAUCAAUAAAGAGGGCUUAGUGGCAACGCUACGAAACCAUGAAGCGUUUAUAGAUAAGCUGUAAAAUAAAAUAUAUGGAGUUUAUAUAGA
Messenger RNA from Dendroctonus ponderosae (mountain pine beetle), 1096 nucleotides. Its product is annotated as putative inositol monophosphatase 3. The coding region runs from base 105 to 1070 and encodes 321 amino acids. The record is from RefSeq and is a predicted model, not a curated record. The transcript is spliced from 4 exons. Gene Ontology annotation, cellular component: endomembrane system. Gene Ontology annotation, biological process: phosphatidylinositol phosphate biosynthetic process. Lineage: Eukaryota; Metazoa; Arthropoda; Insecta; Coleoptera; Curculionidae. Gene Ontology annotation, molecular function: 3'-nucleotidase activity.